Acinonyx jubatus (cheetah) is the source of this 4829-nucleotide messenger RNA. RefSeq names its product sperm associated antigen 9 (gene SPAG9). Gene Ontology annotation, cellular component: cytoplasm. The transcript is spliced from 27 exons. Gene Ontology annotation, molecular function: signaling receptor complex adaptor activity; kinesin binding; MAP kinase scaffold activity. NCBI's taxonomy places the organism in Eukaryota, Metazoa, Chordata, Mammalia, Carnivora, Felidae. The coding region runs from base 662 to 4192 and encodes 1176 amino acids. The record is from RefSeq and is a predicted model, not a curated record. Gene Ontology annotation, biological process: vesicle-mediated transport.
UUUCUCUCUGUUCUUUAAUCCUGGAACAAUAGUUAGGCUGAUUCAAAAAGCUCUCUACUAUGGUUGGAAUGCUAUAGGAGAGAAUAGCAUAGAAAAAUAGAAACAGCCCUCACUGUUGAAAAGGUAAAUCGUGAGCCAUACCCUAUAAGCAGCAUAUGCAUACCGAGGUAUUUUGAUUGUUUUGUAAUACUUAAUGGAGAUUAUACUAGGUUUAAGUUUUUCUGAUUCAUGGGAGUGCUGAAAGAUUUUCAUUUCUCCUGUAUAACUGGUUUAAAGUCCUUUUUGUGUACAGAGGCGUGUUUGAAAGGGUUAGACUGGUGUUUGAUGGAGGAGUGUGAAUAAAUUAUGUAGAUCUCCCAAGCACUGUAGCCAAUGAGCUAAGCCAGGACUCUCAGCGGAGAGGAAAAUAGUUAAUAGGCUGGCUGUCGCUCUAGAUUGCUGCAUAAAUGCUAGGAGCAGCAGCUCUAUGGUUGUGCGGUGGGGAGGGGAGAGCAGGAUGACGUCAUCGCUUCGGGGCUGCUGCAGGAUGGAGUGGAAAGCUGCUGCUGAUGGCAUUGUUUUUGUGGCAGCAGCUGAAUGACAGAUCCUCACUACAAAGAUAUCCCUUUGGCCCCCGUGUAGGCCUCCUGGUUCGGGUGUUUCACCAUGCCAGCACAGCGCCAUGAGUCCUGGAUGCAUGCUGCUGUUUGUGUUUGGCUUUGUUGGCGGGGCGGUGGUCAUUAAUUCUGCUAUCUUAGUAUCUCUCUCUGUUUUGCUGCUUGUGCACUUUUCUAUUUCUACCGGUGUGCCAGCUCUGACGCAGAACCUACCAAGGAUACUCAGAAAAGAACGUCCUAUAUCAUUAGGGAUUUUCCCAUUACCUGCUGGAGACGGAUUGCUUACACCAGAUACUCAGAAAGGCGGAGAGACCCCUGGAUCAGAGCAAUGGAAAUUUCAGGAUUUAAGUCAACCACGUUCUCAUGCCAGCCUGAAGGAUGAACUUUCUGAUGUUAGCCAAGGAGGAUCUAAAGCUACCACUCCAUCAACAGCUGCGUCAGAUGUGGCAGUAAUUCCUACGGAUACUCCCUUAAAGGAAGAUAAUGAAGGAUUUGUGAAGGCUGCAGAUACACCAAAUAAGUCAGAGAUAAGCAAGCAUAUUGAAGUACAGGUAGCUCAAGAAACUAGAAAUGUAUCAACAGGUUCUGCUGAAAAUGAAGAGAAGUCAGAAGUUCAAGCAAUCAUUGAAUCCACUCCUGAGUUGGAUAUGGACAAAGAUCUCAGUGGAUAUAAAGGCUCAAGCACUCCCACCAAAGGCAUAGAGAACAAAGCUUUUGAUCGCAAUACAGAAUCUCUCUUUGAAGAACUGUCUUCAGCUGGCUCAGGCCUAAUUGGAGAUGUGGAUGAAGGAGCGGAUUUACUAGGAAUGGGUCGUGAAGUUGAGAAUCUUAUAUUAGAAAAUACACAACUGUUGGAAACCAAAAAUGCUCUGAAUGUAGUGAAGAAUGAUUUGAUAGCAAAGGUGGAUGAGCUGACCUGUGAGAAAGAUGUGCUACAAGGGGAGCUGGAGGCUGUGAAACAGGCCAAACUGAAGCUGGAGGAAAAGAACAAGGAGCUGGAGGAAGAGCUUAGGAAAGCUCGCGCAGAAGCUGAGGAUGCACGACAAAAAGCAAAAGACGAUGAUGAUAGUGAUAUUCCCACAGCCCAGAGGAAGCGGUUUACUAGAGUAGAGAUGGCCCGUGUUCUAAUGGAGAGAAACCAGUAUAAAGAAAGAUUGAUGGAGCUUCAGGAAGCUGUUCGAUGGACAGAGAUGAUUCGUGCAUCAAGAGAAAAUCCAGCCAUGCAGGAAAAAAAAAGGUCAAGCAUUUGGCAGUUUUUCAGCCGACUUUUUAGCUCCUCAAGUAAUACUGCUAAGAAACCUGAACCACCUGUUAAUUUGAAGUACAAUGCACCCACCUCUCAUGUUACUCCUUCUGUCAAGAAAAGAAGCAGCACCUUAUCUCAGCUCCCUGGGGAUAAGUCCAAAGCCUUUGAUUUCCUUAGCGAAGAAACUGAAGCUAGUUUAGCCUCACGCAGAGAACAGAAGAGAGAACAGUAUCGCCAGGUAAAGGCACACGUCCAGAAGGAAGAUGGUAGAGUGCAGGCUUUUGGCUGGAGUCUGCCUCAAAAGUACAAACAGGUAACCAAUGGCCAAGGGGAAAAUAAGAUGAAAAAUCUACCUGUGCCUGUCUAUCUCAGACCCCUAGAUGAAAAAGAUACAUCCAUGAAGCUGUGGUGUGCUGUUGGAGUCAACUUAUCAGGUGGGAAGACCAGAGAUGGUGGUUCUGUUGUUGGAGCAAGUGUCUUUUACAAAGAUGUUGCUGGUUUGGAUACAGAAGGCAGUAAACAGCGAAGUGCAUCACAGAGUAGUUUAGACAAGUUAGACCAGGAACUUAAGGAACAACAGAAGGAGUUAAAAAAUCAAGAAGAAUUAUCCAGUCUAGUCUGGAUCUGUACCAGCACUCAUUCAGCUACAAAAGUAAUCAUUAUUGAUGCUAUUCAACCAGGCAACAUCCUAGACAGUUUUACUGUGUGUAACUCUCAUGUUCUCUGUAUAGCCAGUGUACCAGGAGCCAGAGAAACAGACUACCCUGCGGGAGAGGAGCUUUCAGAAUCUGGACAGGUAGACAAAGCAUCUCUGUGUGGCAGCGUGACCAGCAACAGCUCAGCAGAGACAGACAGCCUGUUGGGGGGCAUCACCGUAGUUGGUUGUUCUACAGAAGGUGUGACAGCAGCCGCCACUUCCCCUAGUACCAACGGUGCUUCUCCAGUGAUGGAAAAACCACCAGAAAAGGAAGCAGAAAAUAGUGAGGUUGAUGAGAACGUUCCAACAGCAGAAGAAGCUACGGAGGCUACAGAAGGCAAUGCAGGGACAGCUGAAGACACCGCGGACGCCUCCCAGCCUGGCGUCUACACAGAGCAUGUCUUCACGGACCCCCUGGGGGUUCAAAUCCCAGAGGACCUCUCGCCUGUGUAUCAGUCAAGUAAUGACUCAGAUGCGUAUAAAGAUCAGAUGUCAGUAUUGCCAAAUGAACAAGACCUGGUAAGAGAAGAAGCCCAGAAAAUGAGUAGCCUUUUACCAACUAUGUGGCUUGGAGCUCAGAACGGCUGUCUGUAUGUGCACUCUUCUGUAGCCCAGUGGAGAGGAUGCCUCCAUUCCAUUAAACUUAAAGAUUCGAUUCUCAGUAUUGUACAUGUGAAAGGGAUUGUGUUAGUGGCCCUGGCUGACGGCACCCUCGCAAUCUUUCACAGAGGAGCUGAUGGGCAGUGGGAUUUGUCAAACUACCACCUGUUGGACCUUGGACGGCCUCACCAUUCUAUUCGGUGCAUGACUGUGGUCCAUGACAAAGUCUGGUGUGGCUACAGGAACAAAAUCUAUGUGGUUCAGCCAAAGGCUAUGAAAAUAGAGAAAUCAUUUGACGCGCACCCCAGGAAGGAGAGCCAGGUGCGGCAGCUUGCGUGGGUGGGGGACGGAGUGUGGGUCUCCAUUCGUUUGGAUUCCACGCUCCGUCUCUAUCAUGCACAUACUUAUCAACACCUACAGGAUGUGGACAUUGAGCCUUAUGUAAGCAAAAUGUUAGGUACUGGAAAACUGGGCUUCUCGUUUGUGAGGAUCACAGCUCUUAUGGUGUCUUGCAAUCGUUUGUGGGUGGGGACAGGAAAUGGUGUCAUUAUCUCCAUCCCAUUGACAGAAACUGUAAUCCUCCACCAGGGACGCUUACUGGGGCUGAGGGCAAAUAAAACCUCAGGAGCACCAGGAAAUCGUCCUGGAAGUGUAAUCCGCGUAUAUGGUGAUGAAAACAGCGAUAAAGUGACUCCAGGGACAUUUAUACCCUAUUGUUCAAUGGCACAUGCCCAGCUUUGCUUCCACGGGCACCGGGACGCAGUGAAAUUCUUUGUGGCAGUCCCAGGUCAAGUCGUCAGUCCACAAAGUGGCAGUGGUGGCACAGAUCUAACAGGUGACAGAGCAGGGCCAUCUGCACAGGAGCCUGGCAGCCAGACGCCCUUGAAGUCUAUGCUCGUCAUCAGUGGAGGAGAGGGCUACAUUGACUUCCGAAUGGGUGAUGAAGGUGGAGAAUCAGAACUUCUUGGAGAGGAUCUUCCACUUGAACCUUCUGUCGCCAAAGCAGAAAGGAGUCACCUGAUAGUGUGGCAAGUGCUGUAUGGCAAUGAGUGAGCACAUAGGAAACCGGUGGAGACAGGGAAGCUGUCUCUUCUGCAUGGUUUAUUUUCCCUUUCCCCUUAAUUUAAUGCUCUCUUUGUGAAAUCAGUUUCACCACAUCAUGUGUGAGCAUUUUUUUUUUCCUGUUAACUUUCUAUCACAAGACCUGUCCUUCCCGUAACAAUACAGGAACUAGCUGUUUUACUGCACCAGUGUUCCAGGCGAUUUCAGUACGUUAUGAACAAAUCAAAGAAUGUUUACUCUCUGCAAACUGAAUUCUAGGAAGCAAUCCAGAUGUGGUUCACUCUGCCACAGCUGAUGUCACUCACUUCGUUUGAUGGGGUCACUUUUGAGCUGUCGCUAAUAAUGGAAUCCAUGGGAACGCUUGAUAAGUGGAACUAUACCAUUUGGUACAAUUAUAGUCUUCCCCGUGUAUUAUAAAACUGACACAAACUAGUAUCAGGUGGAUUAUCAGGAGGUCUCUAAGUGUCCCAGGGGGCUAAAAGCUAAUUGUAAAUUACUUUCACUUUCAAAUCUGACAAAUCUUGUUUAUAUAUGGUAUAUAAAACGUUGUUUUCAUCAGAUUUGGGGGGGGGUUUUAUAUUGAAGAAAUUAAGACUACACUAUUUAAAUAAAAGAUUCCUGUUUCUGA